Molecule: messenger RNA, 1152 nt
Organism: Sporothrix brasiliensis 5110
Lineage: Eukaryota; Fungi; Ascomycota; Sordariomycetes; Ophiostomatales; Ophiostomataceae
Product: isocitrate dehydrogenase (NAD+)
Exons: 3
Coding region: 1-1152 (383 amino acids)
Biological process (GO): isocitrate metabolic process; tricarboxylic acid cycle
Cellular component (GO): mitochondrion
Molecular function (GO): magnesium ion binding; isocitrate dehydrogenase (NAD+) activity; NAD binding
Source: RefSeq, a predicted model, not a curated record
AUGCUGGCCCUUCGUGCUGCUGCUGGCCCGGCCAGACGCCAGUGCAUCCGCGCUGCUCCCCGCGCGGCGGUCUCGAUCUCUAUGCAGGCCAGAUUCUAUUCGGACAAGAAGAAGCCUGUUGCCCAGUUUACCGGUGUCAAGGGCUCCGAUGGCCUCUACCCCGUCAGCCUGAUCGAGGGUGACGGCAUCGGCCCCGAGAUCUCGGACGCCGUCAAGUCCAUCUUCAAGGCGGCCAAGGCGCCCAUCUCGUGGGAGCCCAUCGACGUCACGCCCAUCCUCAAGGACGGCAAGACGGCCAUCCCCGACGCCGCCAUCGACAGCAUCCGCAAGAACAAGGUCGCGCUCAAGGGUCCCCUGGCCACGCCCAUCGGCAAGGGCCACGUCUCGCUCAACCUGACGCUGCGGAGAACCUUCAACCUGUUUGCCAACCUGCGGCCGUGCCGCUCCGUCGCCGGCUUCAAGACGCCCUACGACGGCGUCGACACCGUCCUGAUCCGCGAGAACACCGAGGGCGAGUACUCGGGCAUCGAGCACGUGGUGGUCGACGGCGUUGUGCAGAGCAUCAAGCUGAUCACGCGCGAGGCCAGCGAGCGCGUGCUGCGCUUCGCCUUCCAGCAGGCGCAGGAGAUUGGCCGCAACAAGGUGCGCGUCGUGCACAAGGCCACCAUCAUGAAGAUGAGCGACGGCCUGUUCCUGCGCGUCGCCCGCGACGUCGCCAAGGAGUUCCCCGGCAUCGAGUUUGACGACGAGCUGCUCGACAACACCUGCCUCAAGAUGGUCACGGACCCGCUGCCCUACAACGACAAGGUGCUCGUGAUGCCCAACCUGUACGGCGACAUUCUGUCCGACAUGUGCGCCGGCCUGAUUGGCGGCCUGGGCCUGACGCCCUCGGGCAACAUUGGCGACGAGUGCUCCAUCUUCGAGGCCGUGCACGGCUCGGCGCCCGACAUUGCCGGCAAGGCGCUGGCCAACCCGACGGCGCUGCUGCUGUCGUCGAUGAUGAUGCUGCGGCACAUGGGCCUCGGCGAGUACGCCACCCGCAUCGAGAAGGCGGCGUUCGACACGCUGGCCGAGGGCAAGGCUCUGACCGGUGACCUGGGCGGCAAGGCCAAGACGCACGAGUUUGCGGCCGCCAUCAUCGAGAAGCUGUAA